Messenger RNA from Belonocnema kinseyi, 864 nucleotides. RefSeq lists its product as uncharacterized. Bases 1 to 864 code for a protein of 287 amino acids. NCBI's taxonomy places the organism in Eukaryota, Metazoa, Arthropoda, Insecta, Hymenoptera, Cynipidae. The record is from RefSeq and is a predicted model, not a curated record. The transcript has a single exon.
AUGUCUACAAGUGAAAUGCACACCUUUAUUUUAGUAUUUCCGAUGCUUGUUGAAGAUUUAAUUGAAGGUGGCAUUGACAUGGAGCAGGAAAUCUGGCAGUUAUUCUCCUUAUUGAGACAAAUCAUGGAUAUUUGUUUCGCGAAAUCUUUGAGUAGAGAUAUGAUUGAUAUAUUUGAUUGUCUCGUGAACCAACAUCAUAAUUUGUAUCUCAAAUUAUUUAAUGAUACUUUAAAGCCAAAAUUUCACAACAUGCAACACUACUCACAGAUUAUGCGAAUGUCUGGUCCUUUAUCUCAUCUCAGUCUUUUGCGAUAUGAGUCAAAGCAUAGAGAAUUAAAAAAUAUUACCUCAUCAACAACCUCACGAAAAAAUCCUUGUCACACUAUUGCUGUUAAAGAACAGCUCCGAUUGUGCUAUCGCCUUAUUGGCAAGCGUGGCUUAUCACCUGAAUUUGAAUUGGAAGAUGGUGAUAGUCUGGAUAGCGAAACGUUACGGAUACAGUUAACUGAAUCUGUGAAAUGUAUUCCUGAAAACUUUUCAGGAACUUGCUUAGAUGUUUCGUGGGUACAAAUUAAUGGAACAAAGUAUAAAGUUGGUUCAAUUCUAGUUAUUGAUGUCGAUCCGGAAGGCUUUAUAGAAUUUGGAAAAAUUUUAAAUAUUUUCGCCAAUGAAGAGGAGCGAGUUCUGUUUGCCUGCGAGAAAAUCAUAGUAAAAUCUUUCAUUGAAGAGUUACAUGCAUAUGAAGUAAUUAACUCUUUUGAAAAGACCUGUUGUUUGGCUGAGAAUUUGGUAUCUCCGUAUUUAGCGAUACAUCAUUGCUUAAACGACGGACGAGAUGUUUUGUCACUCAGACAUGCAUUGUAG